UUUUGGAUGAAUUCUAAAAUUACUAUUAAAUUAGCACGAUCACAACACUAUAUUUGCAGAAGAUAGAUCCAAAUUUAUAGGGGUGGGUUCAUUAAAACUUCUACGUUUCUUUAUUUAUACGUUUAGUUCUCUCUCUCUCUCUCUCUCUCUCCUUUUUAAACUAUUAUUUUUUUAAGGGCUUGCAUGUGCUGUUUAGGUUUUAAAUAUGGUUGCAAAUACUUUACUCGUUACAAUGUCAUUGAGAAUGAUGAUUAUUGUUCUUGGUAUGCAGUCCGAUGUAUCUAGAUCUAUUAAUUUAUUUGCUUAAGAUUAAAUUAUGUUAUAAUUUACGGAUGUGACGAUUUUUCGAUUGGGCUGGACUAAAAGUGCUUUUGAACCAAAAAAAGCUCAUAAUCACUUUUCAAAAGUUUUGCAAACACCAAGACUUCAAAUAGUUAGCACUUAGCACAAUGAUUUUUAACUUGCAAAGCAACUAUUUAUGUUUAAAAGAAAACAUGUUUCACUUUCUCUAUUUGUUUGUCAAACAGUACUAUAAUUUGGCUCAAUAUAUAUUUCCUGAAAACAAAACAUGCAGAUUCGAUGCAAAAGAUUUCCUUGAACGAAGCCGGAACGGAAGAAUAGUAUUUGCGGGCGACUCAAUUGGCAGAAACCAAUGGGAGUCUCUAGUAUGCAUGCUGGCACAAGGAGUUUCUAAUCAAUCCACAAUAUACGAAGAAAACGGGAACCCAAUCACAAAGCACAAAGGCUUUCUAUCGAUGAAAUUUCAAGAAUUCAAUCUCACGGUAGAGUAUUACAGAAUGCCUUACCUUGUAAUCGCAGAUCGCCCGCCUCCAAACGCACCCAAAGAAGUCAAGGGUGUGAUUAGGAUCGAUCGACUCCACUGGUACUUUGGUAAAUGGCUCGGAUCAGAUGUUCUUGUAUUCAGCGCCGGUCAUUGGUGGAAUCAAGACAAGACAAUCAAAUCGGGACACUAUUUUCAGGAAGGGGAGCAUGUUAACAUGACGAUGGAUGCAAUGGAAGCGUUUCGAAGAUCACUCGACCCUUUGAAACAAUGGGUGGCACAAAAUUCGGAGAAUGGGAAAACUAAUAUAUUCUUUCGGAGCUACUCACCGGUGCAUUUCAGGGAUGGAGAAUGGAAUAAAGGGGGAUAUUGCAACAUAAGUAAAGAACCAGAAACAGACUUAUCGAAGCUGGAACCCGAGCCGCUAAACAAUUUAUUUAUUCAAGAGGCGGUCGAGGAAAUGAGGAAUGCAACGAAAAGAGUUCAUUUUUUGAAUAUAACAUAUUUGACGGAGUUUAGAAAAGAUGGUCACCCGUCAAGCAACCGAGAACCAGGAACACCAGCCGAGGCUCCACAGGAUUGCAGCCACUGGUGCCUACCGGGAGUGCCGGACACUUGGAACGAACUUCUUUACACCGAGUUGUUGAGAAUUGGAUUCAGAAAGGGCCCACCGUAACUUUUGUGCUUAUUGAAUUUCCUUCACUAUCUACUCCAGUGCCCCAGUAUAUGUGAAAAGGUAUCUGCGAGUAUUAAAACGAACUCUCUCGUCUCAGUCUCGGGUUUUUGUGCAAGAAUUUUUGAAACAAAGUUUUAGAGGGUUCGGUUAUGUAAACCAUGAGAUGAACAACUGCUGCAGUAACCCUCAAAGGUGUGUGUAUAUAUAAUGGAAAAUAUGCCAACUCAGUACAUGUUUUAUGC
Molecule: messenger RNA, 1699 nt
Organism: Erythranthe guttata (spotted monkey flower)
Lineage: Eukaryota; Viridiplantae; Streptophyta; Magnoliopsida; Lamiales; Phrymaceae
Source: RefSeq, a predicted model, not a curated record